AAAUGUCAAACCACUGUAGCUACACAAGGAAUUGUCACACAUAUGUCAUUUAGACAAACCUUGAAAAUUCUAUGUAGUAAUGGCAACUAUUUUUCAAAAUAUAUCAGCUGUAACGCAAUGUAUUACUUCUACAUGCAGUCGAAUAACAAAUACUACCAGGGCUGUAUGGAUCCAAAUAUUUAACGGUACCCUAAAUCAACUUAAAGAGUUGUGUUACGAAAUGCACGAAAUUGAUCUUUUGUUGAUCAGAACAAAUGUGCUGUUCAGCAUGUGCUGCCAAAUUACAUUCGUAACAAUGCUCGACGCUCUUUUUACCGAAAAGAAAAUAUCAGGAGUUUUAAAUUUACUAAUAUGCUCAAUGCUGGGGCUUCUCCUUACUCGUGGGAGGAACAUGAUCAACAGCACUAGCGAACGCCAAAGCAAUAUCACUGAAGGAUGGUUACCCCGCUAUGGCAAACUAACAAUGGAAUUGUUCAGAAUGGUCAUGCUUGUCAUUUUUAUAAACGAUGAAAGAAGGAUGUUCCAUUUCAACUUUGUGCAUACAUUCCUUUCAGUUUCCUACUAUAUGUGCACAUCCUAUCUUUUCAAGGAGAUAUUUAUUGAUUUUGCGGCUUACUUUAAAUUGUCUUCUUUAGAGGCAAUGGAACAUUUAUACGUUCCAAUUGUCUUAAAAUCGUACGCUUUGCUGCUCUCAAUAACACUAAGUAUAGUUGCAUCGUUUAGAAAAUACGUUCAUUUUUCGUUAUUUGCUUCUUACUUUUUGAUACAUCUCCCGUUAAAGGAUAUAUAUUGCAAUUACGUAAAGAGAUUAAUUAUUCAAACACGAAUUUACGAUUCUUUUAAAAUGGCAACGGAGGAGGAUAUUCAGCAGCGAGAUGAUGUGUGCCCAAUCUGCUUAAGUGCUAUUGAGGAAGCGAAAGUAACAUCUUGCAACCAUUUCUUCCAUCCGGUCUGUCUUAAGAAUUGCUUAAAAACGUCACUAAAAUGUCCUUUAUGUAAACAUCAAUUCUUUUAAUAAACCGUGACUUACCUACUUACAGUACAAGUACAUAUACUUCUGUUUCGAAUACUUAUAUAAACCCGCGUUAUGGCAUUGGGCCGCAAGACAUUAGGACGCAGACAUUUGGACGCGCGGGCAUUGAGAACGCAAGCAUCAUGUAGAUCACCUUACAAAGCAGAAAUUAGGUCGCAAGUAG
Messenger RNA from Photinus pyralis (common eastern firefly), 1196 nucleotides. RefSeq lists its product as uncharacterized. The record is from RefSeq and is a predicted model, not a curated record. NCBI's taxonomy places the organism in Eukaryota, Metazoa, Arthropoda, Insecta, Coleoptera, Lampyridae. Bases 80 to 1015 code for a protein of 311 amino acids. Gene Ontology annotation, molecular function: ubiquitin protein ligase activity. Gene Ontology annotation, cellular component: endomembrane system. The transcript has 3 exons.